Solanum tuberosum (potato) is the source of this 1016-nucleotide messenger RNA. Its product is annotated as auxin-responsive protein IAA17. Gene Ontology annotation, cellular component: nucleus. The record is from RefSeq and is a predicted model, not a curated record. Bases 62 to 700 code for a protein of 212 amino acids. Lineage: Eukaryota; Viridiplantae; Streptophyta; Magnoliopsida; Solanales; Solanaceae. Gene Ontology annotation, biological process: regulation of DNA-templated transcription. The transcript has 5 exons.
CCGCAUUUUUCAAAGCACCAAAAGAUAUCUCACUUCACCAAACUAUCUAAAAGGGUAAAAAAUGUCAUUGGAGAGAGCCAAAUUAGCGAACGGCUUGACGGAAACCGAUAAUUCCGGCCUCAAUUUCAAUGAAACAGAGCUCACUCUCGGCUUACCCGGAGAAUCGCGGAAGCAAAUCUCCGGUACAAAACGUGGAAUCUCCGACGGUAUGGAAUUAAUCCUAGGAAGCUCAACUUCAGGCGAACGCCGCCGUGAAGAUGAUCACUCGAAAAACGAAAUCUCUACCGGAAACAAACCUCCAGCAAAGGCUCAAGUAAUUGGAUGGCCGCCGGUGAGAUCAUACAGAAAAAACGUGAUAGAAAAGUGCAAGUACGUGAAGGUGGCAGUUGACGGAGCUCCUUACUUGAGAAAAGUAGAUCUGGAAAUGUACGAUAGUUACCAGAAGUUGUUAAAUGCUUUAGAAAACAUGUUUACCUGCCUAACAAUCUGUAAUUCUCAAAGUGAAAGCAAGCUUAUGGACCUUACAAAUGGUGUAGAAUAUGUACCUACUUACGAAGAUAAAGAUGGAGACUGGAUGCUUGUUGGAGAUGUUCCAUGGAAAAUGUUUGUUGAUACGUGUAAGAGAAUUAGGUUGAUGAAGAGCACGGAGGCUAUUGGAUUAGCUCCAAGAACACCAGGGGGAUCGUCGAGUUCAAGCUAAAUUAAUCUAAAGAUAACUGCAUGUACAGAUACCAACUGGCUUGGGGGAAUAAGGUUUUUUUUCCCAACCUUUUGCGUUCUUUAAUUCUAGGAAUUAUAGGAUAAGUAAUAUAUAUGCAGGGAUAUAAUUAGGCAAUUACUUAGAAGUGUAUUUUGUGCUACGAUGCUUCCCGUUUGAGUGAAGAUGAUUGAUUUUAUUAUUCCUGUAUUUGUAUUUGUUUGUAUGUUUGUGUCGUUACGAUUGUAGAUCUCAAUCAUCAAUAAUGCCAUGGAAAAAAAAAAAUCCAUUUGUACGAUUUGUGAAAGGGUGAAAAUGA